CUUGCGCUAUACGAACAUCCCUUUCCGGGGGUUCUGUUGAAAUUAUUACUAUUAUAAUUUAAAAAACCCUCUCGUCUAGUCUAGGGUUCCAGUGGGUUUCGAAUAUCCACUUUGUAGAUAUUCGUUGGAUUCAUUUGAUUUUUUAUACUGAGAUUUGGGGUUCAAUGGCGGAGGAUCAAUCGGCGGUGAGCAACGGGGCUGGGGCUGGGGCUGGGGCUGAGGCGGCGCCGCUGGGGAACUCGGUAAUACCGAUUGUGAACAAGUUGCAAGACAUAUUCGCGCAGCUUGGAAGUCAGUCGACGAUCGAGUUGCCGCAGGUGGCGGUGGUGGGAAGCCAGAGCAGCGGCAAAUCGAGUGUUUUGGAGGCUCUCGUAGGGCGUGAUUUCCUGCCACGUGGCUCUGAUAUUUGUACGCGUCGCCCGCUCGUGCUGCAGCUCGUUCAGAGGAAGAAGGGGGAUGGGUCGGAUGAGGAGUGGGGGGAGUUUUUGCAUUUGCCUGGGAAGAGGUUCUUCGAUUUCCACGAUAUUCGGAGAGAGAUUCAGGCUGAAACUGAGAGAGAAGCUGGUGGAAACAAGGGUGUUUCUGACAAACAGAUUCGUCUAAAGAUUUAUUCCCCAAAUGUCCUUGAUAUUACUCUCGUGGAUCUUCCUGGCUUGACAAAAGUUCCUGUUGGUGAUCAGCCUUCUGACAUUGAAGCACGUAUCAGAACAAUGAUAAUGUCAUACAUUAAACUUCCGAGUUGCUUGAUACUGGCUGUGACACCAGCAAAUUCUGAUCUUGCAAAUUCUGAUGCACUGCAAAUGGCUGGAAUUGCUGACCCUGAUGGUAAUAGAACAAUUGGUGUAAUUACUAAGUUGGACAUUAUGGACAGGGGUACUGAUGCCCGCAAUUUCUUGCUUGGAAAAGUUAUUCCUCUUCGACUUGGUUAUAUAGGUGUUGUGAAUCGUAGUCAAGAGGAUAUUCAAACGAAUCGAAGCAUUAAGGAUGCCCUUGCAGCAGAGGAGAAGUUUUUUCGCAGCCGUCCAGUAUACAGUGACAUUGCUGAUCGAUGUGGAGUCCCUCAAUUGGCUAAGAAGUUGAAUCAGAUACUGGUACAACAUAUUAGAACAGUUCUUCCAGGAUUGAAGGCACGCAUUAGUGCUGCACUUGUUUCUGUUGCAAAAGAGCAUGCUAGCUACGGAGAGGUUACUGAAUCAAAGGCUGGCCAGGGAGCUCUACUACUUAACAUUCUCUCGAAAUAUUCUGAUGCAUUCUCUUCCCUGAUAGAUGGAAAAAAUGAAGAAAUGUCAACAUCUGAGCUGUCUGGCGGAGCAAGAAUCCAUUAUAUUUUCCAAAAUAUAUUUGUGAAGAGCUUGGAGAGUGUAGAUCCUUGUGAAGACUUAACUGAUGAGGACAUUCGCACUGCCAUCCAAAAUGCCACUGGUCCUAAGUCUGCAUUGUUUGUGCCAGAAGUCCCAUUUGAAGUUCUUGUUAGAAGGCAGAUAGCUCGUUUACUCGAUCCAAGUCUUCAAUGUGCUAGAUUUAUAUAUGAUGAGCUAAUAAAGAUGAGUCAUCGCUGUAUGGUUAGCGAUUUGCAACGAUUUCCUGUUCUGAGAAAGAGAAUUGAUGAGGUCAUUGGAAACUUUUUGCGAGAUGGUCUUGGGCCCUCAGAGACAAUGAUUGGUCAUAUUAUUGAAAUGGAGAUGGACUACAUAAAUACUUCCCAUCCAAAUUUUAUUGGUGGGAGUAAAGCUGUAGAGCUAGCAUUGCAGCAGACCAAGUCAUCUCGGAUUUCUACGCCUAUUCCAAGGAAGGAAUCAGGAGAUUCAGAUAAAGCACCAAAUUCAGAGAGAAGCCUAAAGUCUCGUGCUAUUCUUGGCCGCCAGGCAAAUGGAAUUGUUUCAGAUCAUGCUGUUCGACCUGCUCCUGAUGCCGAGAAAAGUGGACCUUCUGUUAGCAAUACUGGGUCAAGUUGGGGAAUAUCUUCAAUAUUUGGUGGCCAUGAUGGUCGCACUUCUGUAAAAGAGAACUCAACCAAUAACAAGCCAUUUAGCGAACCCAUUCAGAGCAUGGAGCCCAACUUCUCAAUGAUUUAUUUGAGAGAGCCUCCUAGUGUAUUGAAGUCCUCUGAAACCAACUCAGACCAGGAGUCUGUUGAGAUUGCUGUUACAAGGCUGUUAUUAAGGUCAUAUUAUGAUAUUGUCCGGAAGAACGUUGAAGAUUCUGUGCCCAAAGCGAUUAUGCAUUUUCUGGUCAACCACACAAAACGAGAGCUCCAUAAUGUUUUCAUCAGAAAACUUUACAGGGACAACUUGUUUGAAGAAAUGCUGCAGGAACCAGAUGAGGUAGCCAAAAUGAGAAAGCGCACCAGAGAGAGCCUUCGAGUCCUGCAACAAGCAUUUCGAACCUUGGAUGAACUUCCACUCGAAGCCGAAACAGUUGAGAGAGGCUACAACUUAAGUACUGAUCAGACAGGCCUCCCAAAGAUCCACGGCCUCCCAACCUCAUCGAUGUACAACACAAGCAGCAGUUCAACCGAAUCAUAUGCAUCUUCUCCCAAACAUGCAAAGUCCCGUAAGUCUUCACAUUCAGGGGAGCUGCAGUCAACAUAUAAUGUAGAUUCUAAUGGAAGUGGGCGUAAUUAUCUGCCAGGUCUUUACCCGACCGUGGACUUUUAAACUUGACAAAUAAUUUUGUCAAGGACUGGAAGGACUCCCAGUUUGAUAUUCUGGAAUGCUAUGUGGAUCAUUGCGCUGAGGAGUCGACAUUCUUUUGGUCACAAGUCGAAAACUAGUAUUGUUUUCCCUUUCUCUUUCCCUUUCCCUUUCCCCAUAUCCUCCGUAAUAAUACAUAUGUUUUUGCUUCCAAAUGCUCCAAUAAAAGAGGAGUUAGAGCAUGCUUACAUCUGUUUGAUCCAAUCGAUUGAGCUCUGUAUGAACAGGCUCAAGCUUGGUAAGUUAGUUUUGAAAAGUUGAGCAUGAUAAAGUAAGUGUUUAAACUAUGCUUUUGUAGAUAGUUCGUGUGCAUUGCUGCUGCAUACAGACUUUGUGUUUCUUUCUUCUUCAAAUUCUAUGAAAGCUUUUCAUUUCA
Andrographis paniculata is the source of this 3069-nucleotide messenger RNA. RefSeq names its product dynamin-related protein 3A-like. Lineage: Eukaryota; Viridiplantae; Streptophyta; Magnoliopsida; Lamiales; Acanthaceae. Bases 165 to 2657 code for a protein of 830 amino acids. Gene Ontology annotation, cellular component: cytoplasm; microtubule; membrane. The record is from RefSeq and is a predicted model, not a curated record. Gene Ontology annotation, molecular function: microtubule binding; GTPase activity; GTP binding. The transcript is spliced from 20 exons.